AUGUUGAAUUCAACUGGCGCCGCGACGCAGACGCGGGCUGCUUCGCUCGCUGAAGUGGCACGCGCUGCGGUGACCUUGGUGGUCACAGAGACGGUCCGACCGACCUGGAUCAUCACGGAGUCGGUAAUCGUCUUCACUAAUACGGUCAGUUCUGAGGAGAAGACCUCUCUCCCCGAGACCGCGCCUCAAAGCGCCGAGCCAACAGAUACCGCUCAGCGGCAGAUCAGCCCACAGUCUCUACAAGCGGACACUACAAGUCCAAUUUCUGUUCCGACCACUGUCCCUCUCAUAGAGGAUCCCACCUCCCGCAGUGCUGAGUACUGGCCGGGCUUCUUAGGGCAUUUGACGGUUCAAACCAGCUGGGACUCUGAGUCCAGUCCCUCCAGCUCGUUGGUGUCUCCAAGCCCACCCAGCUCAGAGUCGUCCUCAUCGCCAACUUUGUUGACAACAUCGUCAAGUGUACGCACAAGUGUCCUGUCGAGUAUGACUCCCAGUUCAUUGGCAAGCACUCCAGCUCGCGAGACAAUGUCAAGCAUCUCUCCAGCCACCAGAUCGUCAACCUCGCCAUAUCACUCACCCACAUUCACACCACUGUCUGGUCUGGGCUCUAACGCCUCAUCAACUGAAUCUUUCUCCGGUCAGUCCCAUCAUCGCUCUCCGGGCACGGGCACGAUUGUCGGUAGUGCCAUUGGCGGAGCAGCCGUCGUAGCCCUCGGGCUUUUGGCAUGCUUCUUCUUCUUCCGUCGCAAGCGAACACUAUCUCACCAGCGACAAGCCAGCAGACAGAGACUGCUGCGGACCAGCGAAUCUAUGAGCUCGACUGAAGGAUUCCACCGCCGGCAAUUCUCCCAACCAUUGCCAGCCACGCAGUUUCCUGUCACCGACGCGACGCCAAUCUUUCAUUCGCGCAGAUACUCAAACACGCUGGACAACCGUCCCAGUCCAGCUGUCGCAGCUUGUUACCCAAAUCUAUCUCACGACCGAGUGAACCCGUAUGGUGAAAUGCCGUGUCACCUGCUCGAAGAUUCAUUCGCAGACCCAGAAGCCCCCCCUCUCAGUCGUGGCCUCUCACCCAUCAUUGAAGUGUCUCCACCAACUCGCUCGGCCUCUCUUUACUCCCGGUCGUCAUGGGACGGAGGCCUCAAUGUGGUAGAAAGCCAUGAGCCCAUUCGAAUCUCUCCAUACGGUUGCACCUACCCCAGCCGGAGCACGCUCACCCUCGAGACUUCUGGCAGUGGUUCUCGGUACCAGAAUACGCCCAAGAGCCACUCCAGACGAAGCGACCCAUUCGACCUGGAGUCACCAGCGAACACACUCCAGUGGCCUUUUCCCGCGUCCCCUCGUCCGAAUCGCUGGGGUAGUCGGUUCUAA
Messenger RNA from Penicillium cinerascens, 1371 nucleotides. RefSeq lists its product as uncharacterized. The record is from RefSeq and is a predicted model, not a curated record. The coding region runs from base 1 to 1371 and encodes 456 amino acids. NCBI's taxonomy places the organism in Eukaryota, Fungi, Ascomycota, Eurotiomycetes, Eurotiales, Aspergillaceae. The transcript has a single exon.